AUGUCUUCUUCUAGUCUUCUGAUUCACUUCAUCAUCUUGUUCUCCGUUUUUGAAUAUGGUAUGCAUACAAAUCGAGUCAUCUGUAAAACGACUACACUUUCCAGUGACUUGUGUGAAUUGCCGUCAGGACAAGGAUACUGGUGUGAAUUGCAACAAUCAACCGAUCACGCUCAAGUUUUAUUUUGAUGUCCGAACAAGUUUGUCCGCCGUUUUCCGCUCAUUUUAGCACAUGCACUCUGCAAUUUUUCAGAUGUCUGUCAGCCACUCUUCUACCGUGGAUGCGCUGGAAAUGAGAAUCGAUUCGAGAGCAGGGAGGCUUGUUCCGAGGCGUGUGUUCCGAAAAAUCUGAAGAAAUCGAAGAAAGACGGAAAAGUGAAGGAAGAGAACGAGGAGGAAAGCGAAGAGGAAGAGGAAGAUCAAGUGGAGAACAAGGAUAUGAGUUUGGUUGGUUAGUCUAUCCAACUUUUGAGCGAUUGCAUUUAUUUAGCAUCCUAAACUUUCAGUAAACAUGUGCAAACUGCCCACCGACGCGAAAAUCGCCGCAAAAGUUCAAAAGUGUGACAAUGGCUGUCCAACCGGCUACCGAUGCACCAAGAAGAACUUCUGUUGCCCAUCGAAAGAGCAUUUGUGCGCAUUGCCAGUGUCUUCCGGCGCCGAGCGUCUAGCCUUCAAGCAUUACGGUAGAUAUGCGUAUCAACCGGGCCUUCACAACUGCAUCCGAUUCUCGUAUUUUGGCCAAGACGGGAACUAUAACAACUUUUUGACGUACAAUGCUUGUAAAAAGUUCUGUAUGCAUAACGAAUAA
This is a messenger RNA of Caenorhabditis sp. 36 PRJEB53466, 805 nucleotides long. The record is from the annotation of a GenBank genome assembly. Lineage: Eukaryota; Metazoa; Nematoda; Chromadorea; Rhabditida; Rhabditidae.